AUUACUAGCCAAUCACAGCACAGUAGGGCAGGAGUUUCCGCAAAACGGGUUGGAGGGAAAUAACGCCUCUCUGGCGGGGAGUCGAUUAAAAAUGGCGGAUAAACAACUUAUCGUGUGGUUGUUAUACGUUUGUAACAAGAAACAAAAGCAGCUGAUUUAACAUUUAGAUGUCAGAUGUGGAUGAGCUGGUUUACUGUAACGUUAAAGUUUCUGUGGCCCAGACGAAGGUUUGGACUGUUAAUCAUCUUAGUCAAAAGAAUAGUAGUUAGCAGAACGGUCAGUAUUUCGCAUAGACGGUUAAUUGCCCGCCAUGUGUAACGUUACUUAACGUUAAACGCUUAACUAGCUUCUAACGUAUGCUACUUUUGCCGUUUUUGUCACUACAACGCCUCCUGAUGUUUAAAACAACGAAUUUGGUCUGCUGUUCUUUCGUCGAAAGCUAAAUCUGUUCAACUAACGUUAGUCAUUACCGUCAUUAACUAUCGAAAGAUAAGUGAUAUAGGAAAAAUGAUAGGUUGACGUUAAUCAUCUGGGUUUCAUUCUUAACCGGUAUAUGUUGUGACUGAUGAAUUGCCCAUUGUGUGUGUCUGCUGGUUUCUCCUUAAGUUAAAACAUCAUAUACUUGAAACAAUACCCCUUUAACCCGGGUGCUGCAUACUUCAAGGCUAUGAGGCAGUUAGCUAGGUGGAUUAAUGGGAAGGGAGAGCAUCCCUCACCCGGGUGACUGUGGUUUAGAGUCCUGUUUCAUCAAACAUACACCCAGCUAAAGGGGCCCUUUUUAAUGAAUACCUAGCAGCCCUAGAGUGUGCUGUUUUGUAGUUAUUGACCCUAACCUGAUCUCUUAUCUCUCUGUAUAGGAGGUAAGUGAAAGGUACAGUACCAGUACAGCAUCACACAAGUCUGAUCGAGGACAUCUGUAAACUGUUGCCAGCCAUCUUCAAAGAUGUCCGAUUAUCUGACCAGAGAAUUCAGGGCCCAGCUGACUACAACCAUGGACUCAGUCCUGAGGAGAACAAUGUUUGAAAUAAUGAAGAUCUUUGAGAACAGCCUACAUGACCAUCAAAUGGAGCUGGCGCAGAAAGGAGAAGAGAUUGUUCAACUUAAAAUAAAGUUACAGACAGCAGAGAUCAAGCUGAGAGAAAGUGAGUGUGGAGGUGACAGAGGAGCGGAGAUGAAAAAAACUCAGAUGAAUGAAACGCAAAGAGAGCCUGAAGAUGUUCUGAACCCCCCUGGACAAACUUCUGAUGUUCCUGAGAUUGACUUUGAAGUACCUGAUGACUGGUGUGCCCCCCUGGGCUGCAAGACCGUGACCAAGCAAGAUGAUAUCGUGUGUCCCAGCGUAAAACUGCGCCCGCUGUCCAUUCCUCUGUGGCACAUUCCAAUCAUCAAGCAGGAGGUGGUUAACCGUGACAUUGACUCCCACCAGCAAACAAAGGAUUGCAGGAGAUCCAAGAGAGUUUCCUCAUUAAACGAGGGGCACAAACACACUCAGGACGGAAGCUUACCAAUGCGUGACGAAGAAAUUCAACGUCCAACAGUAAGAAACGACAUGAAGAAAUUGCUCCAAGACAUCAAACAGGAAUAUACUGACCUAAAAGGCAGACCUACAUGUCUUAGAAGAAAAGGGAGACAUUUAACAGGAAAAGAGCAAGAAAAUAAACUGAAGAGCAAAGGAGAGCAAAGAAAAAUCGCAGCAACUGAGUCCAAGUCUACAGAGCAGGAGACGGUGGAAAAUAAAGGUGAAAAAAGUUACUCGUGCAAGUUUUGUGAGAAGGUAUUUGAUACAGUAUUUGGCCGAAGUGUGCAUGUACGAUCACACAAGAGGUGUCGAGGUUGCAAAAAAGACUUCCCUUUUCCAAGUGCUCUUAAGUGUCACAAACCAUAUUGUGGAAAACUCAAGAAAUUGUUGGCAAAAGAAGCACGGUCCGCUGACCCUCCAAAACCUCAGUCCUGUGUUAAAGAAAAACCGACCUUACCAAGCAAAAAACAGGUGGUCAUUACGAAGGAAAGCACACCUUCCUCUAGCAACCACAAUGAAUCAUCUAUUCAGAAGGUUGGAACCACCAAAAAGCACUCCUGUGUACACUGCAACAAGAAGUUUAAUUCACGAUGCAAGUGCAAAGAGCACAUGCGUGUUCAUACUGGUGAAAAGCCAUUUCCUUGCAGCAUGUGCCCAAAGAAAUUCCGCAUUAAACAGUCACUCAAGAUUCACACAAUGAGAAUACACAAAGACCAAGUGAGUUCCAGUGAGACAAAUGGAAGCCUUGCAUGGACCAAGCCUUUAGAAGAGACUGAGGAUAAUCGGGAGGAUUUGAUUUCCCCCAGCAAAGACACAAGUCGAGCAAUCAACCAUAACAAUGUUCAGAAUAAACGCAAUCCAGACAAAAGGCAGAGUCAAAGAUGGCAAACAAUGGGCACAUGUUGCUCUAAUGGUUUCAUCUGCCUAUUGUGUCAGAAGCUUGUGAGAAACAAAUACAUGUUGAUUGAACACUUUCGCACCCACACAGGAGAGAGGCCCAUCAAAUGUGACAGGUGUCCCGCAAAGUUUCGUACUAGUGCACAGCUUUGCAUGCACAAAAAAAGGUGCCUUAAUCCUGUGAUCCAGUGUGAGAAGUGUGAGAAGAAAUUCCCCUCACAAACAAAGUAUGAUAAGCAUGUGUCUAAAUGUCACAGGGAAUGGCCUAAUAUCUGCAAGGUUUGUGGAAAAGGCUUCGUCACUAAAGGGCGCCUCAGGAACCAUAUGGAGCGUUACCAUAAGUAAGCACAUAUACAGUUAGCAUCACCUGUCUGUGGACAUGGAAACAGUGGAUGUUGACAUUCAUGCAUGUACUGAUUGAUGGGGUUUUCCUUGCAUUUAACAUUUUUUGGUGGCUUAAGUUAAACUGUUCUGUUGUUUUUUUGAGAUGUGGUAAUAAGAUCAAUAUAUAAAUCACAUCGGUAUUCCCCAUCUCUGUCAAAUAUUAAAACAGUACUUUAAAACCAGUAACAAAAAAUCUGGUGACAUGAAGGGUUUCUGCAAAUGGCAAGUCAGCAAGAUAUAAUUUUGAUAACAAAUUAAAAAUGCAUACUUUAUUGAAAAUAUUUCUGGAAUAGGAGAACCACAGACUGAACCCUGGAAGUCUUUUGUUAGUAACUGUUGUAGUUCAACAUCACACUUCUUGUGUCAUUUCAAUCUACAGUAAGAGCCCAGAGACAAAACAUCAGUGUCUCUGUCAUUGUACAUGUCCAAGCACUCUUGUUUUAAAGUUUUAGCCAAAUAUUUGUUAAUAUUAUGAAUAUUUUCAUCAAUACCAUGUGAAAAAGAGUUUGUAUAGGGGUGGGUGAUGGGUAAAAGUUAUCACAGUACAUUUAAUCUUAUAUUGUGAUAGUGGCACAUAUUGUGAUAUAGUUCCUAAUUCUUUUAGGAAAUCCAAUUUUUAUAGAAAAAAUACCGUGAUGGAAAUGUGUGUGUUUUUUUUUUUCAUUCAUUCCUGACAAAUCAUCACAUUGAUGGAAAGUCAUGUAAAUCCAAUAUUGCCUUAAAGCAGACCUGCUCUUUGAUGACAAUUUUGGCCGCAAUGGUCUAUUACACACAAAAGAAUAGCUACCUCGGUGGAAGCUGUAUAACGAAAUCUGUUAAAAAUCUGUUGUCUCGCAGUAUCCAGCAUAUCGUCCCAACCCGGUUGUAUUUACUGAAAGUAAAUGUUCAGUUAUCUGUACUUAUUUGUCUACUGUUUGCCUUAAUCAGAGCUUAUGCUGUUUGGUAUCAAGUCUACGAGUUUCAGCAGAAUUUGACAAACUGCAUCACUCAGUCUUUCAGAUCACCACAGAGUGUCUGGUGACGUGCUUGGUUGUGGAGUCAGACGUUUGACCCCAGCUUUGCGAUGUUGACUGUAUUUGCUGGACAAAAUGUGAUUGGUUAUACUGUAAAAUGUCUCCUGUUACUUGACAGAUAUCUGAAAACAUUCCAUUGUUGAGGACUUCUUACAUUCAAAGUUGUCCUGUUGUUAUUUCACCUGAUGCUUGAUUUCUGACACAAGCCAGAACAGAAGUGAACAUACAGUAUUUUACAGUUUGAACUGUAACAAACUAAGUCUGUUUUAUUUUGUAUGGGUUGUAUUGUUUUUCUUUGAUCCACAUGGAUAUAAUGGAAGACGUGGUCUUACAAGCCUACUGUUCUUUUUUUACUUUAAUGACAGUGUUGUAAUAGUGUUGUUAGAUUGUCAGCAUCAAAGCUAUCCUAUUAAAAUCCAUAUUUUAUA
Molecule: messenger RNA, 4241 nt
Organism: Siniperca chuatsi (mandarin fish)
Lineage: Eukaryota; Metazoa; Chordata; Actinopteri; Centrarchiformes; Sinipercidae
Product: zinc finger protein 605-like
Exons: 4
Coding region: 944-2761 (605 amino acids)
Source: RefSeq, a predicted model, not a curated record